Molecule: messenger RNA, 2377 nt
Organism: Ictalurus punctatus (channel catfish)
Lineage: Eukaryota; Metazoa; Chordata; Actinopteri; Siluriformes; Ictaluridae
Gene: ltbp1
Product: latent transforming growth factor beta binding protein 1
Exons: 13
Coding region: 338-2362 (674 amino acids)
Molecular function (GO): calcium ion binding
Source: RefSeq, a predicted model, not a curated record
GACUUAUAGAGCUGAGAUUUUUUUCUUUUCUUUCUCUCUGUCUUGUACUUGAAGUUUUCUUUGCGCUUCUGAUGGCCGGUACAUGACACACCGCUCAGGGAUUACACACACUCACACAGUAUACACACUCUCUCUCUCUCUCUCACACACACACACACACACACACACACACUCUCCCCCGCGCGCAUUAAUCCGCUUUUUAUCCUCAUCUCUUUAUUCUUCUCUUCCUCUCCGCUACUUUGGAUACUUUUUUCUUCUUGUUUUGUUUUGUUUUGUUUUGUUUGUUUUUCCAGCUCGGGGAUUUCUGGCUCUCUGAAGGGAAGCUCGUGCAGCGGACAUGGCCGGGAUCCGGUGGAACUUUACACCGCUUUUAUUAUCCUUAUUAUUAUUAUCAUCAUUAUUGUCAUUAUUAUUGUUAUCGCCGUCGUGCGCGCUGCAGAUGGACCGGGUGCGCGUGAGUUCCGUGUCCACGUACGGUGUGGAGCUCGUGGGCGUCGGUGGUCCGGUUCGGACCCGCAGGACGGGCACGGGCACGAGCACGGGCACGAGCGGACUGACCCAUCACAUGAAGCUCUCCGGGGUGAACGUCUGUGGAGGGCAGUGCUGUAUCGGAUGGAGCCAAGCACCUGGAUCUCAGCGCUGCACAAAACCCAACUGUCUUCCUAAAUGCCAAAAUGGCGGCAUGUGCCUUAGGCCACAGAUGUGUGUGUGUAAACCUGGAUCGAAAGGGAAAUUAUGUGAGCAAACCACACUGCCCACUUCCUCUCAUCCAUCUGGUCCAGUUAACGGACACGGUAACGGACACACCCUUGUGCCGCAGCGUCCGAUUCCUCAGCAAGUUUUCCCACAAGGACCUGCAUCAUAUCCUCUACCCAACACUAAAAUGACACACAUGACCCUGACCAUGAAGUCGGCACCCAACAGCCAACAGCCAAUCCCCUUUCAGCAACAUGUACAGCAUCCUGUCUCCAUAAACAUGCAACAGGGAAAAAGCCAGAAGUUUGUGAUCAAGCCAAAGUUUUAUCCCACACACAACACACACACUCAGCUGCACGGAGCAGGAUACACACCUGAGCGCAGCAUCCCUCUGAGUGCCGGACACCACUCACUACACGUGGCCAAUCACACGGGUCGGAUCAAACUGGUCUUCACGCCGACCAUCUGCAAGCUGACGUGUAGCGGCGGUCGCUGCCACAACACCUGCGAGAAAGGAAACACCACCACCAUCAUCAGCGAGAACGGGCGCGCCACAGACACACUCACCGCCCCCAACUUCAGAGUCGUGGUGUGUCACCUGCCCUGUAUGAAUGGAGGGAAGUGUAACGCGAGAGAUAAAUGCCAGUGUCCACCGAACUUCACCGGAAAGUUCUGCCAGAUGCCGACGCAGAACGGCCCGAGCACCAACAUCCAAACCACACACACACUCCCACUGAGCUACGGCCAUGGCCAGGGUGUGGUGAACAUUCACGUUAAUCAUCCCCCUGAGGCAUCGGUUCAGAUUCAUCAGGUGUCUCAGGUGGACAGCAGCAGCACUGUACAGAAAUUCCAGCAGCACAGCACGUACUCCAACCAGCAGAGCUUCCUGCAUUACCCGCCCGUCACGUCCAAGAGCCAGCUCGGACGCUGCUUCCAGGAGACCACCAGCAUGCAGUGUGGGAAAGCUCUCCCGGGCCUUUCUAAGCAGGAGGACUGCUGUGGGACGAUUGGCACUUCCUGGGGAUUCCACAAAUGCCAAAAGUGUCCAAGGAAACAAUCGAUCCCUCUGCUCGAGUGUCCACACGGGUACAAGAGGUUUAACAGCACUCGCUGCAUCGAUGUAAACGAGUGCCAGUUGUCGGGUGUGUGUCCUAACGGGAACUGCAUCAACACACCCGGGAGCUACAGGUGUUUAUGUCAACCUGGAUUCAUCCCCGACUCCACACUGACCAGCUGCUACCCCGAAGCCCCGCCCCCUGUGCGUGAGGAGGAGAGGGGGGCGUGUUUCCGUGUGUUCGGUGGCGGGCAUCAGUGUUUACACCCCGUCUCCACCGAGCUGAGCAAACAGCUGUGCUGCUGCAGCGUGGGGAAGGCGUGGGGGGGCAAGUGUGAGCGCUGUCCACUGCCUGGAACAGCUGCAUUUAAGGAGAUUUGUCCCGGCGGUUUGGGUUAUCAUGUGACCAAUCCGUACGUCUAUAAACCCAAACCUCCGCCUCCUCCUCCUGUAAACCCGGAGGUGUACGAACGAAGCGAUGGAUACCGUCCUGUGAUCACACACCCGAAACCCACCGUAGCGAUCUCACCGCUGCCCGUCCCCACGGUCCAGCAGCCCAUCGAGGCUUUCGGAUUCACUGAGAGACACCUACCUGUCCCAGGUGAACCAUAAAUAUAAACUCAAUCG